Molecule: messenger RNA, 7107 nt
Organism: Castor canadensis (American beaver)
Lineage: Eukaryota; Metazoa; Chordata; Mammalia; Rodentia; Castoridae
Gene: Pafah1b1
Product: platelet activating factor acetylhydrolase 1b regulatory subunit 1
Molecular function (GO): protein binding
Source: RefSeq, a predicted model, not a curated record
AGCUCCUGUGACAGACGGAGCUGGAGCGGCCGGGCGGCGGCGGAGUCCGGCGGCCGAGAUAGCGAGUGAGCGAGCGAACGAGCAGCGCCCCAGGCUCUAGGGAGCGAGAAAGAGCAGGAGGGGAGCGCUCGGGCGCGAGGGAGAGAAACCGCGAGCGCCGGGCUUGGGCUCGAGCCCCGGAACGGCUGAGGAGCCCGCCCGCUUCCCUCCCCUCCCCCUCCCCGGGACCGGGCCCAGCGCGCCAUCCUCCCCCUCCCUCCUUCCCUCCCUCCCUCCUUCUUCCCUUCCCUCUCCCUCCCCCCUCCCCCGCCGGUGGAUGGGAGUGAAGGACGGAAGAGACCCUGCGGAGGCGGCGGUGCAGCGCUCCGGUAAGGCGGCGAGGUGGAAUGAACCUUACUUGUUGAAUAUCUCCUCGUUACUGGUUGGAUUCACUUGCAAAAGAAUCAUUUUCCCCUGUGUGGAAGCCACUUGGUGGCAUAUUUAAUUAUAAAUCCAGGGAUUGCAAGGCUUUUUGAUUUCCUGAAGGAGGGACAUACCACUAUAUUAAAUAAGCUUGCCAUUACAGCCAAAAUGGUGCUGUCCCAGAGACAACGAGAUGAACUAAAUCGAGCUAUAGCAGAUUAUCUUCGUUCAAAUGGCUAUGAAGAGGCAUAUUCGGUUUUUAAAAAGGAAGCUGAAUUAGAUAUGAAUGAAGAAUUAGAUAAAAAGUAUGCUGGGCUUUUGGAAAAAAAAUGGACAUCUGUUAUUAGAUUACAAAAGAAGGUUAUGGAAUUAGAAUCAAAGCUAAAUGAAGCAAAAGAAGAAUUUACGUCAGGUGGUCCUCUUGGUCAGAAACGAGACCCAAAAGAAUGGAUUCCCCGUCCACCAGAAAAAUACGCAUUGAGUGGUCAUAGGAGUCCAGUCACUCGUGUCAUUUUCCAUCCUGUAUUCAGUGUUAUGGUCUCUGCUUCAGAGGAUGCUACAAUUAAGGUGUGGGAUUAUGAGACUGGAGAUUUUGAACGAACUCUUAAGGGGCAUACAGAUUCUGUACAGGACAUUUCCUUUGACCACAGUGGCAAGCUUCUGGCUUCCUGUUCUGCAGAUAUGACCAUUAAGCUAUGGGAUUUUCAGGGCUUUGAAUGCAUCAGAACCAUGCAUGGCCACGACCACAAUGUCUCUUCAGUAGCCAUCAUGCCCAAUGGAGAUCAUAUAGUGUCUGCCUCAAGGGAUAAAACCAUAAAAAUGUGGGAAGUACAAACUGGCUACUGUGUGAAGACAUUUACAGGACACAGAGAAUGGGUACGUAUGGUGCGGCCAAAUCAGGAUGGCACUCUGAUAGCCAGCUGUUCCAAUGACCAGACUGUGCGUGUAUGGGUCGUAGCCACAAAAGAAUGCAAGGCUGAGCUCCGAGAACAUGAGCAUGUGGUAGAGUGCAUUUCCUGGGCUCCAGAAAGUUCAUAUUCUUCCAUCUCUGAAGCAACAGGAUCUGAGACUAAAAAAAGUGGCAAGCCUGGGCCGUUCUUGCUAUCUGGAUCCAGAGACAAAACUAUUAAGAUGUGGGAUGUCAGUACUGGCAUGUGCCUUAUGACCCUUGUGGGUCAUGAUAACUGGGUACGUGGAGUUCUGUUCCAUUCUGGGGGGAAGUUUAUUUUGAGUUGUGCUGAUGACAAGACCCUACGUGUAUGGGAUUACAAGAAUAAGCGAUGCAUGAAGACCCUCAAUGCGCAUGAACACUUUGUUACCUCCUUGGAUUUCCACAAGACGGCACCCUAUGUGGUCACUGGCAGUGUAGAUCAAACAGUAAAGGUGUGGGAGUGCCGUUGAUUGAGUCUCAUUUGGCCCCUUCUCCUCUUUUCCUCUGGAUGCACUCUGAUGAUACCAUGGUUACCCCAUUGAGCUCUGUUUAAAUAAAUAUUGUCCUUUCAUGUAAAUUAUUCUGGAUGUAGAUUGAGCUUAUUAAAUGUUACACACAAAGUAUUCAUGCAUGGUGAAUCCAAAUUGUAUACUGUAAAUUUACAUACGUUGUCUAGAAGUACCAUAGGGUUUAAAAACCUGGGCUGGCGUUGGUCACACCAGGCCUACAAGGACAGAAAUUGAAUAAAUUGAUCUAGGGCACUAAACUGAAUAGUUGACAGUGUCAUUUUAUGUUGGAUUAUAAUUCCUGUUUUUCUUUCUGCUAUCUGUUGGUGCCUGACUUGUUGGCCUCAUUUGGGGAAAAGUGGUGGUUAUUAGGGCUUUUUCUGAAAUGUGUAUCUAUGUAACAUCACUUAAGUGUGCUUAAUAAAUCUUUAAGGAUGUUAGAUAAUAAGACAAUUCUAAAUCUUAUGAACCAUCUAUGUAAUUAAUGGGGAUUACACAUUGGAAUUUUUGUCAUGACCCAUUUGCCAAAUCAAUAGGAUACGUUUGUUUUGGCGGCCUAUCAAGCAAAGGCUAGUGGUAUAUUUAUGUAAGAAAAUGAUUGUAAAUCUCAAGAAAAAUCUCAGCAGCUAAUAGCAAAUCACUUCUUUCAUUUGGAUCUUAAUGCUUUGUAAACAGGUUAAUAAACACUGUCAUAGUCUAAGCUUCUAUUUUCCACACUAGACAUGCUUCUAGUUAUAUUCUUCAUACUAUUAGACUGUAUCGUGAUGUGACUACCAAGUAGAAUUUAACCUUCUCAUUGUCAUGGUACAAAUCACUUAUUUCUUUAUGAUGUUUUUUAGGGAUGUGCAAUGUGCAUUACAUAAUGACAGAAAUACUGAAAGGUUGUUUGCCCAUUUUAAAGGAGUGGGAGAAAUACAGAAGUUUGCUUUUCAAGGUAAAUCUGAUAAUUUGAACUAUGCUUCACUUACAAGUUUAAAAGUGACAGGGUUUAAUGGAGUGUGCAUAAAAAUGUACUGUUUUUCACCUUUUGUUUAUAUAUAAAUGUUUAUAAGUAUAUGGGCCUAUCUGUAGGUGGAUAAGUCUAUAUCUGUAUAUCACAUACAUACAACCUCCAUGUCUUAAACAUACAAGUAGAAUAAAUCUUGCUGUGGAAUACCACAACCAUGCUUUAGAACAAACCCUUUUUUUGUUUUAAUACUUCUAAAAACUAGAUCUGACUGGGGUGGGGGGAGGGUUCCCAGCUGAAGCAGAGUCAUUUCCUUCAUCUCCCCCUUCCCUAUGUUGGCCAUUCAGCAUUUUACACAUCCCUGAUAUAUUGUAUAUUUUGAUCCAAAGUUGCUACAAGUAGGUUUAAGAGAAUUUUUGUCCAUGACUUUUGGAACACUAUUUCAUUGUCAUUUAUUAAUAAAGAAUUCCAAUGCCUAGCUAAUAAUUUUUUUAAAGAAAGUUAUUUGAAAAGUUAAUAGAAAACAAUGAAAUAACAAUGACAGUUUAACAAAGAUAAUUUUUUCUGAAUUCCAUUUUACUCAUUUGUGUAAUACAUGAUUUUUUAAAAAUGUCCCUUUUAGUAUUUAAUGGAGAUUUAAUUCCUGAAAAAGACAAAGGGUGAGGGUUAAUGUCCUGUAGAUACAUACACAGAGAAUAGGCCAUGUAUUAACUAGAAGCAGCUUAAUGUCUAGCUUGUAUCUUGUUUGUUUGCUUGUUUGUUUUUAGUAAUUCCUGAGAGAUGUCUCUGGAAGGGAAAGUGUUUUGAGAAGUAAUGGCUAUUUUUGAGGACAAAAAUUACAUCUUAAGCUAAUUCCUUAAAUAGUAGGUUAACUUUCAGGACAAUAUUGCCUCACAACCCUGCUUACAUUGAGGAGUCUUCCUCCCUCACACAAACAGGCUGUGUUCUGACUGGACUUUUCUCCAAAAGCUAUGGAAAAUAUCUUUGUUCUCGUUUGCUGCUAUUUCCUGUCCUAUUUCAAGAAAUAUAUUUACAUAGAAAUGGUGCAUCUUAACAUUUGUUUGUACAUGUAUAAAUGUCUUGUAUUUUAAUUCAGUUUUAGCAUGUAGCAACAUGAAUUGUUUAAGGGUAAGCCACAACAUCUAGAAAUCACUCACAGACAUAAACAAUAAAGGAAAAAUGGUACCGAUUUGGAGGAACAAAGCUGCUGUUCGCUGGGUUUCUUCCCCUGCAGCAUACAAUGACUGUCAUUGACAAAGGAGGAGAAACAGUUACUCUGUAAGCAAAAGUUACCCUUCCUUGGGAGAUUGCCACAGCCUGCUGCCUAGUUGAGUUACCAGACAUCCUCCAUUUAAGAAGCAGCGAACAUUGAAUCUCAGGGAUGGUCCACAACUGGACCCAAAUGUAAAGAGCCCUGUUUGAAUAAUGAAGGGGGGUGGGAGAGAGCAAUCUAUCCACAAUCUGGAAUCAGAUCUGCAAAGGUUUCCUGCACUGUUGUUUGACACUGCCCUGUUGAUGCCCUUUCUUACUGUGUUCUCUUGUUUUCUCUGUCUGCUGUCUAACCCUGUGCCUUGCCUGGGAUAAGGACAAUAUGAUGAGGUUACUGGUUUGGAUUGUAAGUAGAGGACUUUAUUAAUUGGUUUAGAGGUUCACUGCUGCUUUGUCACUUUUGCAGAUUGGCCACUUAUUUAAGAAAUAAAAAACUGGUAGAAUUGCAUCCUCAGAUGAUUACUGACUUUGUGUGUGUGGAAACAAACAUUCCAGUGCCACCCUAAUAGAACGUGCCCAAGAAGUCCUAGCUGUGUUCUUGAGAGUGCAAGCCACGUAAACUGGUCUAGACAUUGCUGGAGAAUAGUUGCUUUUCGACAUGGUAUCUUGCACUUUAGGAGAUUAAGACCGUCCUAUUUUGUCUGUGUGUGGUGUGACCAAUGGAGUGCCCCAGAGCACUACCCAAAAACCACUAGUUUGCAAGACGUCCUGGGCUGUGGAGCGCUGUACUACUUUGGAAACUUUGGCUCUAGGUUCACCAAGCCCAGUCUCCUUAUUGUCAGUACCCUACUCUCCUGUUUGCCUCUUUCUGUUUCUAUGUGAACUUCCAGGUAAUAUCAUUCAUUAAAUAGUUUUUUUUUUAAUUUAAAAAGAAAAAACUAUUUAAGAAUAAAGGACAUUUUGUUUGUUGACAGUGGUGGCUUAAUAUACUUAAGCCACUGAAGUUGAAAAUUGAAGAAAAAGGCACUUAAUAUCGUUACUCUUUCUGUCCAGCUGUAUAUAAGUCCAAUGUGUUAAUUAAUCUAGAUGAUGCAAAGAAUAAUCUUCUGGUAGAGAAGUGACAUGUACAAAAUUGGUGGAAAAUGUUUUGUUUUUUUUUUCAGUGGGGUGGGGGGAGGGCAAGCUGGAUUUACAAGUCACAACUGGACUGGACUGGCCUUUUUAUCUUUCCACUAUAUCAUGUAAGUAGCUGCUUUCUUGUCCUGCCUAUCCUUCAGGCAUCCCUAAAGCUCACUCUGAAGAUGUUAAAAAUAAAAUCUUGGAGUUAAAAGUCGAUCCUGACACUGACAUGAAGGCAAACAUUGAUUUCAUAUGAACGUUGCAGAGGUGUAAUUGGAGAAAACAGUUCCCCAGAUUGUAAGAGUUCACUGAAGAUAUUGAUACAAUUUAAAAAAAAAUCAGUAAAGGAAUGUAUAUAAUAUUGCUCUUGUGUUUUACAGUAAGAUUUGUUGCUCUCAGACUGUGUAAAACAAAAUUUAUUCAUGUUUUCUGCAUAUUAAAAAUCUUAUUGUACCAAUUGGUAAACUAUUAAAUGCCUAUAAAACUAGAUGUGAUUUUUUUUGGUGGGGGGGUUGUGCACAGACUGAGGCUUCACAGAAAGAGUAAGACACUAGUGGGUCACAGGGCAGGAGUGCCUUGAUGGUAGGCUUUUCUUGAGGGCAGUGCCACCACUGGCUUUUCUGUGCUUGGAGGAAGCACGAUGGUAGGGCUGUUGCUGGGUGGGCUUGCACAGAACUGCUGAGUGGUUGGGCAGCUACAGCCCCACCCCCCUCUCCAGCUAAGCACUCUGAGGGUCACUUCAGCUGGAGCCAGGAAUGGCCUGUGAGAGCUCCCAAUAUAGAUGUGAUCCCAGAGGUAAGGGGCCUACUCCCUUGUUAUGAGUGAGCCUCCUGUAGAUCCCUAAUACUGUCUUUAAGUUUUAUUGAAGUGUACCUAAGUGUCUUCAUCUGUUCAUCCUCCCCACAGCUCUCUACUUUACAGGCAGGUGGUUUCUGUGUCCUACCUUAUCCCCAGGCUACUGCUCACCUUGUGUCUUUAGUGUUAGCUCCCUUCUCUCAUGUACAAAAGGACAGGUGUUAAGUCAUGUGCUGGCUCUUCUUUUACAACCCAGCUGUUCUGCUUCCUGUUGGGAAUAGCUUCCCCCCAAAAGGAAAGCUGGAUCCAGAAUAUCCUGCAUUUUUAGUUUUUCGCUUCCUUGUAGGGUACCUCUUUGCUUCCCCUAGAUGGGCCUGACCACUCACCCAGGAUGUAGAGUUCUAGCUUUAGUAAGUGCUCAAAGCCUGUGGCACAUAACAGGAUUCAUGGCUGUGUCUGUCCCUUGAUGGAGGGGGAGGGAAAAUGGAAGAGAAAAGGCAGAGAAAGGUGUUGCAGCACUCCCUGCAUAGUUUGGUGGAAACUGACUUGUGUGUGGCAGUUCUCAGCAACUGACACAUAUCAGAACCCUCUAGUGCAGCAAUUCACAAAGUUCCCUGAACCAGGGCACUGGCAUCAGCAUUACCUGGGGGUUCAUUAGAAAUGCGAGCUUUGGGCCCCCCCCCCCUCAGUCCUACUGAAUGAAACUUUUCAACUAUUUUUAACCUGCCCUGAUAUGAAGGAUUCAAUUUAUCACCAAAGAAAUUUGGGCAAAAGUUGAUGGUCCCUGGGUCCUAGGGCUGUGGUUUGAACUCCGAUCUCCUCUCUCUUUCACCCUUUGACACAGGGGAGUUUGUUCCUUUGUGAGUAUUCAGAUGGUCGCCAUUUCCAGGAAGUUACCUAGCCCUCUCCAUGAACAUGAAGGGACUAGGAGAGGGAAGGUGGUAGGCAUUGUGAAUGUUAAUGAGGCAUACAGCCUAUUCUCACACCAUGAAUGUGAAAUUGGUUUAGUGGAUUUUAUGGACAGAAAAACAGGCUCACAAUAAUGUGCGAUCACAUGCCGAGGGUAUUAUAGCUAAUUAAGGAGUGAGCUGGGACUUAAAAUGCAUUUGCUUUUUCCCUCACCUGCCUAAAACCGUAUUAGAUGUUGAGGGUAAGGACAUUGUGGUGUCUUUUAAGUUAUUUUUUUAGUGGGCUGGGCA